AUGCAGUCCCGUCGCACUGUUGCUAGCACGCGUGUUGAGCUCCUCUCUUCUAUGGCGACUCCUAUCAUCAUAAUCCAUGAAUGCUGUGCGGAAAUCAACACAAGACUUAGCAACCAUCUCGCCAGAUCUCACGACGUUAAUUCACAGUCGCCAAAUACGAACAAGUACGUCCGCCAGCAUUAUCUCCCAACAUCCCUUCAACCACACGCUUUGUUGCCCCAGCAGGUAUUGAUUGAGGGUAUCCAGGACCGCUCAGGCAACAACGAUCUGUCGACCGAACCGACGCGAGUACUUCCCGUAGCAGCGAGCCAUCUGCAUUGCCACAUACGAAAAGCUUUGCCAUUUCAUAGUACCGCGCUCGCCAUGGCGUCCAACCUUUUGGGCACUGCGAAAUCGACGCUGCCCAACGAACUCGCUCUCCUAGUCAUCGACCAUCUCGAAGACAACAACAAAACACUAUGCGCUCUUGCUCGCACUUGUCGCGGUAUGCAACAUCUGGCCGAAGAGCGACUCUACAAGCGAAUCGAGCUUCUCUCCGUAAAGAACCUUCACGCCAUCAUCGAGGCCUUCACAUUGCGUCAUGAACGCGUGCGCGCCGUGCAAACACUCAAGAUUCUGUAUCAAUACAAGGACAACAGUUUGAAGGACAGUGACGAAAUAAGGACAACCUUCAACGAGUGCGUAGCUCGCAUGGUCAAUCUGAGGGAGUGGCACAUUGAGAGCCCUUACGACAACUUCCAUUGGGAGGGAGCUGGUGGCGAGGCUUGGGUUCAUGGAGACAUGCAACGUUUUCGCCGCGCGCUUGACACAGCUUGCGUCGAUGGUCCAGUCGAGGCGGAUAAGAUCAUGGCGGAGCGACGGUUGGGAAAACAUGUCGAGCGGACGGUUGGCCUAGGUCUUCUUGAGAGCUUGACCAUCCAUUCACACGGCGCUGAUACUGACUUUUGGAACCUCGAAGGCUUCCAUUGUCUCUUCCGACACCCUGCGCUCAAACACCUUCACGUCUCCUGUGUUGCCUUCCCGGCUUCUGACAUCCCUGAACUUGCGUCGCAUACCCGACAAACCCCUCUGACUUCUCUUGUCUUUGACGAGUGCGUGCUGCAGCCCAAAAGCUUGCUGAGCAUAUUGCGUACACCGGCACGGCUGAAGACGCUGACUCUCGGUGAAAACGUCUUCAACGUCAACCGAUCUAGACAAGUCAAGCCCGUACUAACCAAAGAUCCGUGCGGAUCGCUGCAAGCUCUCUCCGCAGUUGCACAUUCGCUAGAAAGCCUCACGCACCUUAAUCCCGGCUGGCGCAUCGAUAGAAGCCCCCACGUGCUCCGCAGCAUACGACCACCUGGUGAUGGCAUGCGUGAUUUCCACCUUCUCACAUAUAUGGAAUGCGAUACAAACUCCUUUCUACAUCAGGCUAUCGUAAUGAACCGCGACCUAGCGCCACCCGGUCUGGAAACACUUCGCGUUCGCCGGCAUUGGGACGUUCCUAUCGACUUCUGGGAUCAGCCGCCUGACUUUGAUCACUACGCUGCGCUACCGUCUCUCAACACACUAGAAUUGUUGCAAUCGUCCUAUCUCUGGCUCGACCUGUCCGACACUGAUUACAUCUGCGACGAUGAGCGCCUCCGCAAUCGUCAUGCAAAAGCAUACAAGCUAUUCAAGGCUGGCAUCAAUCUCAAGAUGUCAAUAGAGCUGCACAAAAGCCCUAGCCUGAUACCACCAUAUCUUCAUGACGAGCCCAUCCCAAUCGUCGAAUGCGUGUACGAUGCGAGCGUUGUCGGCUUCCACCGCCACAUAGUUCACGAAGAGGCAGAAGAAGGCGCGCGGAUAGCACCAGAGUCUAUAAGCGAAGCACCCGAGACGGAUCAACUUGGUGACGCGGACAUCAAUAGAUUACGGGGAGAGACGCGACGCACUCUGCACGUCCUCAAGCACAGGUUCGUAAAGCCUGGUCGCCGACUCGCGUUCAUGGACAUGUUCGAUUCCGAUGAUGAAAGUGUGGAGCACGUUGGUAGUGACGACGACUUUGAGGUUGACGAUCUUGACGAGGAGGACGACAUGGAGCUUGAUCUUGAGCUAGACAACGACGGACACUUUGUCGAUGAAGACGGCAAUCACGUGUUUGAAGAAGACGGAGAGCUCUAUGUUACAGUGUGGGAGACAGCUAGUGAGGACGAGAUGGACGAGACUGAAGACGAAGAUGAUGAUGAGAUGCAUGACGCGGUGGAAAGUCAACAGCAGCCUGCCAAUGAUGAUGUAGACUAA
This is a messenger RNA of Alternaria postmessia, 2262 nucleotides long. RefSeq lists its product as uncharacterized. NCBI's taxonomy places the organism in Eukaryota, Fungi, Ascomycota, Dothideomycetes, Pleosporales, Pleosporaceae. The record is from RefSeq and is a predicted model, not a curated record. Bases 1 to 2262 code for a protein of 753 amino acids. Gene Ontology annotation, molecular function: protein binding. The transcript has 3 exons.